This is a messenger RNA of Echinococcus granulosus, 2268 nucleotides long. RefSeq names its product BRCA1-associated RING domain protein. Lineage: Eukaryota; Metazoa; Platyhelminthes; Cestoda; Cyclophyllidea; Taeniidae. Bases 1 to 2268 code for a protein of 755 amino acids. The transcript is spliced from 9 exons. The record is from RefSeq and is a predicted model, not a curated record. Gene Ontology annotation, molecular function: protein binding.
AUGGUAGGAUUUCCCAAAACAAAGGCCUCUGUUGAAAAGCUGCUCGACUUACUUCGAUGCGACAAUUGUUCCCGAACUCUACACGAACCCUUUACCACUGGAGUAUGCUCGCACACACUUUGCUUGGAAUGCUGUAGCACCAGUGUUGCUCCCGCUGGAAGUCGAUCGAAGAAACACGCAGGAAUCAGUAACAUCUGUCCUCUUUGCUAUAUUCCCAUUCGUCCUUGUGAUAUUAAACCUCAUCCCCAGCUUCACAAUCUUGUGCUUGUUGCUCGAAGGCUUGCAAAACUCCUUGGGAACAAGGAGUCUACUCCAUCGUCAGGUCUAAAUAUCGAGUCCAAAGAUGAAGAUCCACACGAUAGUCUUGAAUUUUUGAGUUCCGUCGAUUACCAUCACUUUGAAAGCCCAUCACCUUCACUUGCCCAAAAAGUCCACUUGAGGUCAUUAGACUCAUCAAACAAUUCCCCUACAGUUACUGCAUUGUCUCCUGUCGAGUGCACUGCCAGCCCGUCACUUCUACCCGUUGUUGUGCUGACUAGAUGCAUUGAGGAUGUUGAGAAUGUGGUGCCUGUGGAGUCCAUGCCGCCACCGCCAGCCCCUCCUGCCAAAAAAUCCUCGAGAAGAGGGAGUGUUACUGCUCGUAAACCCUCGGAAAAAUCUGCAAAGAAAUCAGCAGGGGCAACACCAGAAUCGAAGGUAGAAACAAGAGCAAAGGCACCUCUAGCCUCGCCGGAGCAGUCGGGAAUGGCUGAGACUUUGGCCGUUUCUCUUCCCAUACCCGCUUCACCACUGAAACGGGGCACCUCUGCCGACAGCAGCGACGGCGGAGACAGUGAAGCUCGUAGGUCCGCCUCCAGGUGCAGAGGCAAAGGUAGCAGUGUUGGAGGCGGUGGAGAAGUCGAGCUAAGGCUGAACAGCAAGGGAGAGAGCGUCCUACACCGCGCGGCCAUUAAGAACAACGUGUCAGAGUUGAAGCGCCUCCUGACCGCUGGACUCUCGCCCAAUGCACGCGAUCACGCUGGCUGGACACCGCUGCACGAGGCUGCGCUGCGUGGACAUGCCGAAGCAGUGGAAUGCCUUCUCACUGACGGUCACGCCACAGUUGACAUACCGGGUGGCCCAGACCUUGAAACAGCCCUCCACGAAGCUGUGUUCAACCGUCAGGUGGACAUAGUUCGUCUUCUGCUGCGUCACAAUGCCAAUCCCACGUUUGCCAACGGCCAGGGUGUCACACCACUACAGAUAUGUGCCCAGCACCUCAGUGAGGCAAGCCAGAAUGUCCUCAUUACCAAAAAGACUCGCAAAGGGCGGCGAUUAAAGCGGCAGAACUCUUUCGAGGCUCUGAAGGACAUCCAGACCAUCCAAGAGCUCCUUACUGUGGCAACGGCGAAAACUUCAGAGUUGGGAAAGGAGAUGACGACUGCGUCUGACCAGGCCGCUUCAGCCCUCUUUAUUGAAAGGAGACGCCUUAGACCUCUUCUCUUGGGUACGGGUUUGAAUCGGAACCAGAAGAACGUAAUGACCAGGGUGGCGACCUUAAUCCACGCUAGAGUUGCUAUGACCAUGUCGGCGGAGGUGACUCAUCUCAUCACGGGUGCACAACUUAUCGCAAAGAGAGGAGAGAAGCAGCAAAAGAAGAAGAGGAAGAAGGGGGAAAAGGUUUCGGAGGCUGCAGGAGAAGGAGAAGUCACUUGUCCGAGGACGCUCAAAUUCCUCAACGCCGUGUUGCAGGGCUGUUGGGUACUCUCUUUCGAGUGGAUCGAGACGUGUGCUGCUUUGAAGAUGCGGGUGGAGGAGGAGGCCUUCGAGGUGACUGGGUGUAGCACCGCACCCAACACCCAUGCCUCAAGACGCGCUAGACGGGCUCGUGAGGCGGGCUCUGCUGGGCUCUUCCACGGCUACCGAUUCUGCCUCCUUGGCAGCUUCGCCUACCCAACACCGGACCGAGCCGACCUCUGCAACCUUUUAACAUGCGGUGGUGCGAACAUCUUCUCUCGUGAUGUCACAUCGCCUUCUCGUCUGGCCUACAUUGCAGUAGACGACCCAGUCAUCGCCGAGGUAUGGAUGGUGCAGCAAGAGUACCCAACAACCACCAUCCCUGUUCUCUCUCUCGAAUGCCCCUGGAUCAUGCCUGACCGUCCCCAAUCCAUCGUCAAUCAGUUGAACAGAUACUUAAGUGUGAGAGCCUGGAGAGCCAUGUUUGUGGGAGUGUUUCGAGUUCCUGGAACUCAAACCCAUCUCCACAUGUCUUGGCCUGGGGAAAAGUGA